CCCUAGUCAGCUAUGCGGCAGCCAGGGCUGUGUAAGCCCAGAUCGCCCAGGACAAAGAGGACAUCAGCAGUCUCCUGGAAGUCACCCAAGGGAACACUCCACUUUGGACACCUCAACUGCUACAGGCUGCAUUCGUCAUUCUGAGGCCGGUGCUCAUCCUACACACCAAAGAUGGAGGUGCUGCUAGGAGUGAAAAUUGGCUGCCUGUUUGCCCUUCUGGCUCUCACACUGGGCUGUGGCCUUGCUCCCAUCUACUUCAAAUGGUUCCAGAUGGAUGCAGCUACAGGUCAUCACUACAGAGUUCUCAGCCUCCUGGGCUGCGUCUCUGCCGGUGUCUUUCUGGGAGCAGGGUUGAUGCAUAUGACUGCUGAAGCCCUGGGGGGAAUUGAAUCAGAAAUUCAGAAAUUCAUGGUGCAGAAUAGUACAGGGAGUAAGGGAAACUCUUCUCAGGAUGCUGCUUCCAGCUAUGUGGAGUAUCCCUAUGGAGAGCUCGUCAUCUCCCUGGGCUUUUUCUUUGUCUUCCUUCUGGAGUCGCUGGCUUUGCAGUACUGUCAUGGGGACACUGGAGGAUCAACAGCACAGGGAGAGGAAUGGGGAGGGACUCAUGCCUUUGAAUUCCACAAGCACCCACCUGUGCCCUCACCCUCACGGGGGCCCCUCCGCGCCCUCAUCCUUCUGCUCUCACUGUCCUUUCACUCCGUGUUCGAAGGUCUAGCCGUGGGACUGCAGACAACAGUGGCGGCUACUAUACAGCUCUGUGUUGCUGUUCUGGCUCAUAAGGGGCUUGUGGCAUUCAGUGUAGGCCUGCGGCUGCUGAAGACUGGCGCUGGGUCACGGUGGGCCACACUCUGCAUACUGUCAUUAGCACUCAUGUCCCCUGUGGGCCUAGCCCUAGGACUGACUGUGGCCGGAGGGGCCUCGGGACCAGCGCAGGGAUUAGCCCAGGCUAUAUUAGAGGGAAUAUCAGCUGGCACGUUCCUAUAUGUCACCUUCCUAGAAAUUCUGCCCCGGGAGCUGGCUUGUCCUGAGGCCCCUCUGGCCAAGUAUGGCUGUGUGGCUGCUGGUUUUGCCUUCAUGGCUCUUAUUGCCUUGUGGGCCUGAGAGAUUCCUCACUGCACUGACGGACCUAUCUAGGAUGACUUCUCCUGAGGACACUCCCUGAAUGACUUUGGCCCUCACACAUUUUUUUUUUCCAGUGAGACUAAGCAUUUACAAGGCACAGACUAUUCCAGAUUUUAUAUGUAAGAGAUCCUGUUCUUGCUCAAGACUUAGAAAGGAUGAUUGUUUAAGUGCCUAUUUAACUGGAAAAUUGGUAUCAAGACCAUCACUCCAGGAUUUCUAGUACGUGUAAUAAAAUGCCCAUUU
Cricetulus griseus (Chinese hamster) is the source of this 1365-nucleotide messenger RNA. Lineage: Eukaryota; Metazoa; Chordata; Mammalia; Rodentia; Cricetidae. The record is from RefSeq and is a predicted model, not a curated record.